AGCAGGGGCGGGGCUCCGAGGCCGGGCCGCUGCUUCGGACUCUUGGCCAACCUCUACCGGUCCGACCCCGCUGCCCUCCUGAUGCUGCUCGUGGACUCCGACCGGCCAGAGCCGGUGCGCAGCGGGGCGCGCGAGCUUGCGCUCUUCCUGACGCCCGAGCCGGGGGCCGAGGCAAAGGAGGUAGAAGAGACCAUUGAGGAGAUGCUCCUCAGACUGGAAGAGUUUUGCAGCUUGACUGACAUGAUCCGGAGUGACACUUCGCAGAUCUUGGAUGAAAACAUUCCACUCCUUAAGACCAAAGUGAUGCAGAUAAGUAGCAUCUACACCAAAGUGGAUCAGCUAGAGGCCUUCGUCAAGAUGGUCGGACACCACGUCUCCUUCCUGGAAGCCCAUGUGCUUCAGGCUGAGCGGGACCACGGGACCUUCCCGCAGGCGCUGCGUAGGUGGCUGGGCUCCACCAGGCUGCCUGCUUUCAGGAACAAACGAUCCCCACCGGUGCCCCCACCGUACGAGCUGCCCGUGUUGUACAGGACAGAGGAAUACUUUCCUGUGGGUGACAGGGAGGCAAAGCUUCAUGCCCCUUAG
Messenger RNA from Chrysochloris asiatica (Cape golden mole), 585 nucleotides. RefSeq names its product breast carcinoma amplified sequence 4 (gene BCAS4). The transcript has 5 exons. Bases 82 to 585 code for a protein of 167 amino acids. Gene Ontology annotation, cellular component: BLOC-1 complex. NCBI's taxonomy places the organism in Eukaryota, Metazoa, Chordata, Mammalia, Afrosoricida, Chrysochloridae. The record is from RefSeq and is a predicted model, not a curated record.